Tribolium castaneum (red flour beetle) is the source of this 693-nucleotide messenger RNA. Its product is annotated as coiled-coil domain-containing protein 115. The transcript is spliced from 2 exons. The coding region runs from base 120 to 650 and encodes 176 amino acids. NCBI's taxonomy places the organism in Eukaryota, Metazoa, Arthropoda, Insecta, Coleoptera, Tenebrionidae. Gene Ontology annotation, biological process: vacuolar proton-transporting V-type ATPase complex assembly. The record is from RefSeq and is a predicted model, not a curated record.
AUAUCCGUACUGUAAAUCCAUUUUACCUACUAGUAGGCUGGGAAAUUAUAAAAUGUGGGGCCAUCUGUUAUGUUGAAUCGAAAAGUCCAGGCCGAUAAGUUAGAAAUCCUAAAUGUCACAUGACAGUGAUAUUGUGCUCCAAAAACAAAUUAAGAUCACCGAUCGACAAAAAAAUGACCGACAUUGACCAAAUAUGCUCUGUCCUAGACAGACUCACCUUAGAUGCUUUAACCUUAAUGGAGGAACAAAUCCAAAUCAAACUCAAUAUCGAAAAUGCAAUGUGUGGGGGUGAGACACAUUUGGCUAAAUCUCGAUACAUUUUGGGCCAAAAUAGUGUCUCCUCAUUACAGCUACCAACAGAAAACAGUCCUGAAUUUGACGCUAUGACUACUGUACAUUUAGAAGAAAGCGAUGAGUUUUUUGGAGAGAAAUCUAGAGAAUUAGAAGUGAGCAAAAAAGAGGACCAGAUUGAUCCUGUUAGGUGGUUUGGGUAUUUGGUGCCACAAGAUUUGUACCAUGCUCAAAGCAUGUUUAAACAGGCUCUUCAGUGGAUUAUUAGGGGCGCAAAUGUCCAAACUAACUUAAUUCAAACUUGUAAUAAAAUCCAACAAUUGAAAGAGUUAAAGAAAGAGGUGUUGGCCUCUAAUUAAAUAUGUACAUAUUUUGCAUAAAAAUAAAGUUACACAAAAUUUG